AACAAGAUUACCUCAAGUUGUAGGAAGUCUAGUGGGCGCUUUCUACAGCACAGCUAGACAAGAUUGGUCGUUCAAGGCUGGAUCCGUAUACACGCUUCCAGCCUCAAGCCGUGCGGUCUCCGCCAAUAAUUACGCGGAAGAAGUAAUAUACGACUCCUUUCUGCCACCCUACCCGUUCCCGGGCCAGUUAGGACGCCAAUCGAUGAACCCUGUAAUGCAAAUGUGGAAGGGAUGUGAAAGGGAUCUCUUUUUUGGAGUAUCAUACAGCACGUACACAGGGGCCGCGUGGCACUAUAAGAAUAUGGAACUUUACGAUACCAUGUACUGGAUCUUGGACACAAGAACGAAUGAGUACGAGACAAGAGCAAUGGCGCAGUGCACGAAACGUCCCAUGAUGAUAAGCCCUGGUUCCACCGCCACGAAGCUGUCCAAUGACGUGGUCGUCUUGUUCGGAGUAGGUCAUGACAAUACAGGCCACAUGCCCAAAAGCAUCACUUUGUGCAUCAACAUUCUGAAUUUCACUUGUGUCCAGUUUGAAAAUACUGGUACAGAGCAGCCAUCACAUCGCUUUGGACACGUCGCUAUGCAAAUCGACGACAUGAACUUGUUGAUUUAUGGAGGCACGGAAAAGAACACAAUACGGUUUUUAUCCGAUAUCUGGGUGCUGCUGUUUGAGGAUCUUGGGAGAUGCAGAGGUGCGUGGAAGAGGCUGGAAUCCCCCCGGAGCCUUCUUGGGCCAGAACUGCCGUCCCUUGAGAUGGGUCUAGCGACGCGGGUCAACAAUCUUCAUUUCGUGAUUUCCACCCACGGAUCAAAAUGCUACGAUCACUUAUUGGCAUUAGAUACAUCUGAUUACAAGAAUACCGGCAUAGUCAAGAUCCAUCAAAUUCCCGUAACGGGGGCUACGCCAUGUCCACUAAUAACAGAAGGCGCGGACCUUGUUAAGUACAACGAGAACAGUCUGUUGAUAUUUGGUGGAAUCGGAAAGUGGAUAUCGCAAGCACAACUUAUUCUUCUGAAUUUCUCUAACCUACAAGCGCCAGCCAAAGUGAUGCCCUUCGUCUUUCAGGGAGAGCAAACUAUAUUAAACGGGCACCACAUAGUGAGAGGAGAACACCUCUAUGUAUUUUCGGGUAAGGCUGAAGGCAGCAGUCGAGGGGACUAUCUAACAAUUCAGGAGGGACUUUGUCCUCUUGGGUACUAUCUGAACGACAACAUGAACUGUCAACCCUGUCCCAAAAGCUUCUUCGCUCCAGCUCUCCGUGGUGGAUGUAGACCCUGUCCAGAGUUCACAACAACUUUGGCGGAGGGCUCGGCUGCAUGCAUCACGUUAUCGCCGUGUCACGGUCAGGCUUGCAAUGGUCACGGGAUGUGUGUUGUGAAAGAAUUGAUUGCCAUGUGCCAGUGCGAUUUUGGGUACGUGUCUCACGACAACUGUGGGUUUCCGCUUGUUAUUGCGGCCAUUGUGACAGCUAUUCUUCUUCUCCUAUUAGUCAUUGGCUUCGCCGUCCGAAAAUAUUACAAGAGAAGCCAGCAGCUCAAAGUCAAGGAGAUCGAACUGCGAGAUAAACACAAGAGCAUGCGACUGUAUCAGAAGAAGCUGGAUCAGAUCAACAAGGGAGCCAGAAUACAGUGGUCAUCGCUGCACUGCACCAAGAAACUGGCCAGAGGCGCAUUCUCGCAAGUGUGGCUAGCAGAGUUCAGCGACAUGUUAGUAGCUGUGAAAGUCCUUCCUAAGUUCACUGGUAGAAACAUCACCCAGACUGAUCAGUUCGUCCAAGAAGCUGAAGUCCUGCGUUCAAUUCGUCAUCCAAAUAUUGUCAUCUUUCUAGGAGCCGGCAAUGAUCACUCGAGUAAACGACCGUUUCUCGUCAUGGAGUACUUGCGACGGGGCUCGCUCUAUCACGUGCUCCACGACAGAGACAAUGUCUUCACACAUCAUGAUCGCUUGAGGUUCGCCCUGGACACGGCCCGCGGCAUGGCAUACCUGCACGGCUCCAACCCGCCGCGUCUGCACAGAGACCUGAAGUCGCCCAACCUGCUAGUCAGCGAUAAGUGGGUGGUGAAAAUCGGAGACCUGGGUACGUCACGGUUCAUGGCCAUCCUAGAUGAGGAGAACUCAGCGGGAGGAAUAGCCACGACCGACCCGCAAUCCUCUCAGACGGAAAUCGCGGCCAUCCAACCCAAUAUAUCCAAUACUGCUGACAUCAGCAGACCGACUGCUGGAGCACCCAUCAGAAGACGUGAUUCCCAGUGCACAUUAACAUUAUCAGAAAGUCUGGAGACCAGCCUGUCAACACCUCUGCUCACGGAUGUCUCUACAAGGCAUGGUGAGACGUACCUGCAUUACUCAGCAUCCGUGAUGACUCGUGGAGUCGGCACACUGCGCUGGAAAUCACCGGAGACGGUUCGUGGCGAACACUACAACGAGAAGGCUGACGUCUACAGCUAUGGUGUUGUCGUGUGGGAGAUCUUUACCAGAGAAACUCCCUAUGGACAUUUGAAGCGAAGUAGUGACGUGGAGAAGGCCAUCGAGAAGGGCCAUCAGCUGCCUCUUGUUCCUGGAAUGCCGUACGACUACCGGCAUCUGGCCGAGGCCUGCUUGAGACCAGAGGCAGCGGCCCGUCCGUGCUUCAAGGAAAUAGUUCACGAUCUGGAGGUCCAACAAGAGAAUGCUUGAUGCGCGUGUUCUGUUCGCGUGUGGCCUCUGUUGCAAUUGAUUAUUUCAAUAGUACAUACAUGUACAUACAUGUUCAUAUUUGAUUGAUAUUGGAGAACAGUAAAUGCCUGCUAUAUACAUGUACAUAUACGCUGGUGUGAAUUCCAGCAGAAAUCCAAGAGACCUCGAUACCGGGAAGGUAGAGCGGUGACACACUGGUCAGAACAACAGAUGGCUUGAUCAGUCCCAACGAAAAGUUUCAUGCCAUCUCAGGCACUCAUCAGGUGAUAUGAACAUCAAGAAAAAUAACCCACUAUCUUAGUACCGCGAUCCUUACUGGCUAUGACACUGUAUCGGAUAUGAGUUGACAGCGCCGCUAGCGCUUUCUGUUAUCCUUGUCCCGCCAUACUGGGCUUUAGAUAGUGGGUUAUUUUUCUUGAUCUUCAUGUCACCUGAUGAGUGCCUGAGAUGGCAUGAAACUUUAAGUUGUGACUGAUCAAGCCAUCUGUUGUUCUGACUAGCAUGUACAUGUACAUGUAUAAUGAUGCUUUUGCAGUUGCCAAAAUUUCCUUCUAUUUCGUGCAUGUUUAUUGUGUACUCUCAUGAGUAGAGGUUUUUUUUGGUAAUAAACAUACAAAUUAUCUUCGUAGUUCAAUUAAUGUGCCUGGAUUCCACGCGCCUGACAGGCAACAUGGCGUUCGGAGUUUGAGCCGCUGUCUGCUUGGUUAGGUACCACACUUUAGCAUACAUGUAAUUACCGAGCACGGCUAGCCUAUAACAAAUGUUGAGACUGGUUUCAGUUCUGAUGGAAGCAGGUAUUUUGUCUUCACAUGUUCCUCCCUUUUCAAACCCAUCCUGACUGAAUAAUUCCACAUCCGUUUUGUAUUCCUUCCAAAUUUAGUGCGCCGUCAGUUCAUUUAAUACUAGCACAUGGACAUUUUGAGAUGAAGCCUUCUUUUCAUUCUACAGGGAAUUUACAUGUAUACUUGAAGCAUGCUGGAAUCCCUUCGAAUAUACAUAUACAUCCAGCCAUACAUGUAUGGAUCUUCCGAUUCCGUUCUUUUCAUCUAUGUGACAAAGUCCACGCUAACUGCCAUGCGUUUACAAUGUAUUCUGUUUUCUCACUUUGGCUUAUGUCCACUGCUCUAUUCGACUCAUGUUCAUACUUUCCCUCUCAUUACCCGGUGCAUCCUGCUUCUGGUGACAC
Sycon ciliatum is the source of this 3866-nucleotide messenger RNA. RefSeq lists its product as uncharacterized. The coding region runs from base 203 to 2680 and encodes 825 amino acids. NCBI's taxonomy places the organism in Eukaryota, Metazoa, Porifera, Calcarea, Leucosolenida, Sycettidae. The transcript has 2 exons. The record is from RefSeq and is a predicted model, not a curated record. Gene Ontology annotation, biological process: protein phosphorylation; signal transduction. Gene Ontology annotation, molecular function: protein kinase activity; protein binding; ATP binding. Gene Ontology annotation, cellular component: cytoplasm.